GUUUCGGGAUGCGUAUGAGUCAGUUGACGGUCGGCGCGCCGGCGCGUGCUCAACGUUCGCGGGCGGUAUUCGCGUUCCAAAUUCGUAAUUGGAAUUUUUUUGGAAGAAAAAUUUUCGGUGUUGUGAUGUAAAUGUUUUGAAUUUCUACUAAAUUUACGAUGUGUUUUGUUAUAGUGGUAGAAAAUAUUCAAGCUAACAUCAUAAGCGAUCUGAAAAAGCAACGCCGAAGCUUACAGCACGAAAAUCGCCGUCAACUGCAACGAAAUUCCAUGAAUUAGACGAAAAAAAAUUCACCUACAAAAUGUACAAUUCGAGCGAAUUCCUGCACAGCGCCGGAGUCAGCCGCCACAUGCAGGCGACAGGCGAGGCUCCCUCGCAAAAGACCAGUAUGAAGCGACGCUCCUGCGAAGUGCCGUUAGGAGACAUCUCAUCAAACAACUUCAAGGUCUCUAUGAAUGAUAUUUCUAAUGAAGCACCGAACUACGACUGUCGCUCGCUUAGGUCCGUUAAGUCUGAGGACGCCAGAUCGCUUCGAUACAGACCGAUAGACAGCCGAUCUGUGAAAAACUUCCGUUCGUCUUUAAUCGACCUGUCAACUUACUCGUUAUCACGGCCGCCGAGCUACGACCAGCUGUCGAGGAGGUCGGUGGUGGAGGAAGGACAAAUAACGUCCAGCAUCGAAGGGGUCCUGUGGUCCGAUGAGGAGGAGAACGAGUAUUUUUAUCACGAGAACAUCACGAGCGCCUGGAAUCAAGAUUUGGCUGCAAUAAGACAGCUAUUGGACAGCGAAACUGGAGCCACAACUUGUCCGAGUUGUAACAUGCCCUUUGACAAAGGCAAAAAGAGGAAGCUGAUCGACACCUGCGGGCAUGAACGUUGCUACUCCUGUAUGUUCAGAAACGAGGCUUGUCCUUUGUGCGCUAGAAAUAGCCAAGGAAGGCGACAAGUCAUGGAAAGGUACACACCGUCCCCGCAACGGCAGGACGAUUGGCAGUCCCCGAUGCGCCUGCCCAAGCCACCCAAACAGCCCAGUAAUUUGGCACAGAGCUGUCCCACACCGCCGCACACUAGAAGAAGAUUCUUCCUCAGCCCGAAAUCCCUCCGAAGCCCGUUCGGUCAGCGAGCGCGACACUCGCACGACAACCACGUGCCACUUUCCGGUUUACCAGAAGAAGGCCCACGAAGCGCGGCGUGGCACAGCCUGGUCUUCAACAAGAUCAGAUCACUGUGGUCAACGCAUUCUUCCGUGCCCCAAGGCCUCAACCAGCUUACAGAUGACGAAGGUGGCCAUGUCAAACAGCCAGGGUAUGAGUCUAGAAGGCAGAAUGACUUGUACAUGCGACUCGGCUUGCUUCUCGGCGAACGUAGAGGAAGGAAUAAGGCCCGAGACAGUUGCACGUCUCUAGCGUCUCUUGAUGCUCAUACGAUUGCCUCGCAUAAUACUAGCCCCGUGUCGACCUUGACUGGUUCAUCGGAAGUGGAUGCUGCGACGCCCUUAGGUCGAGAUUCCCUUGGAUCCUUGGCGUCUAUGAGCUUAUCCGCCGCCAGCAACUGCUCUUCGUCCAGCCCUGGGAGUCGACGACAUUCCGUCAAUGCAUUACAAAGUGGAAGAUCCGAGGAAUUGACCCGCAUGUCGAGUGGAUUCUUCAAGGGCCGGAAGACGGCAGCUAGAAGAUCUGCCAGGGUCAGCAGUAAACAGUCCUCUACUUCUUCUGAACUUAAAAAAGUACAUCCCACACCGCAACUGACAUUACGGCCUCUAUUCUUCGAAGUACCUUCAUCAGACAGCCACGCCUAUUAUGCUGGACGACAGUGGCUUAUAAGGGAUAUGGAGAAAGCUCUCGAAUCAAGCUCAUCGGGAAUUCUAGUAUCAGGAUGUCCGGGAACCGGAAAGACAGCGUUAAUACUCCAGUUAGUAGAGUAUUCAUGUUUUGGAAGGAAGAGAAAUUACGAAUACGAAGAGCUAAGAGAGCAGUCAGAUAUCAGAGAGAUGCUACCGGAAGAGAUGACAGCUGGCAUGUUCACCCACUUGGCUUCACAUGUUGUCGCGUAUCAUUUUUGCCAAGCUGAUAACAACAGUACUUGUCUAGUUGGUGAAUUAGUCCACUCACUCGCCGCACAACUCUGCCAAGCUCCGAGAUUACAAUCCUACAGAGAAUAUCUUCUAAGCGAACCUCAUCUUUUAGCGUGUUUGUCUUUAAAGGAAUGCAUCUCCGACCCAGACCUAGCCUUCAUGAGAGGAAUUAUUGAACCUCUGGUCAUUUUAAGAAGAAAUGGAAGUAUUGACACGUCUAAUAGCAUCAUCCUCGUAGAUGGGCUGUGUGAAGCAGAAUAUCACAGGCCCGAUCAUGGCCACACAAUCGCGUCUUUCUUAGCAAGACAUGUUGCCGAAAUGCCAACGUGGCUAAAAGUCGUUGCAACUGUUCGAACCCAAUUCCUUGAACUAACUAAACAACUCCCGUAUUCAAGACUAAGCCUUGACGAAUCGGACAAUGUAAAUAAAGAUUUACUAGAAUACUUCAAUGCAAGAGUGCAAGCUGCCCCAAUCAUAGAGACAAAUAUAAAAUCGUCUACAGGAAAAUCUGAAGGUGUUCAUAACUCAGCACUAAAAUUCGCUCAAUACAUAUUACAUUUGAGCCAAGGCUCGUUUUUGUUCCUAAAAUUAAUAUUAGAUUUGGUAGAACGUAGUCAUAUUGUUGUGAAAUCAACGAACUACAAAGUAGUUCCGAUAUCGCUGGCGCAGAUAUUUUUGCUCCAGUUCAAUUUGAGAUUCCCGACCGUUCAGUCAUUUGAGAAAGUGACGCAUAUUUUAAGUGUUUGCUUGGCGGCUUUGUAUCCGCUCACUUUAGUCGAAAUAUAUUAUUCCGUGAAUUCCUUACUGGUAGAUACAUUUUUGCCAUGGGAUGAGUUCCGUCACAGAUUUGACAGUCUCGAAGACUUCUUGGUGAAAAGAAUCGACAACACAUACAUGUUUUUCCAUCCAUCAUUCAGGGAAUGGCUUAUUAGAAGGGAUGAUGCCGAAAGCCCUAAGUUCCUGUGUGAUCUCAGAGCCGGACACUGUGGAAUUGCUUUUAGACUAUCAAGGGUUCAAGCGCCAUUAGAUUCCGAGAAGACAAUGGAACUCGGUCAUCACAUAUUAAAGGCUCACAUGUACAGAAAUCUGGGACCAGCGCAAUUAGGUUUGUGCCCAAGAGACUUACAAGCAAUGAUGGUAGCAACAAGUUCCGCAAAUGUCGGAGAAUCUAUAGCUAAUUUGAGGAACAUCUAUACUCCUAAUGUAAAAGUAUCGAGACUGAUGCUCCUUGCUGGUGGCUCGCCAAAUCAAAUUACGGAAUGCCUGGGAAACGCUCCUCUACUGUGUAUGUAUGCAUAUCAAGGAAUAUUAUCCAUGGUUGCAUUACUACUAGAAUUUGGAGCGGAUUUGGAAAUGACAAAUUCUCAAGGAUGUUCAUCGCUAUCAUUAGCGUGUCAAAGAGGUCAUACUGAUGUAGCAAGGAGAUUAAUAGCUGCAGGUGCAUCCCUGAGUCACACUGACACAGCCGAGCAAACUCCUUUGGUGCACGCAGCAAAGAAUGGCCACAGAGAUACAGUGAUAUACCUUCUUGGCUGUCAAACUGGGAGGGGCGACAGAAACUCCAUUGACAUAGACGGGGGUAACAUAGAACAACUAGUGCCCGGGUCAAGACACGCCCUCAUUGGUGCAGCUCAGAACGGACAUUUGGACAUUGUUGAAUAUUUAUUGGAUACAGCCGAAUUAAUUCCCGACGGCAUUUGCCCAGUGACAGGAGAAACUGCCCUUACUGCAGCAUGCUCAGCAGGAAAUGCUGCGAUAGCUGACGCACUACUCAUCAGAGGCGCUACGCCAUAUUCCUUAAACGCCCGUCAGCUGUCACCGUUGGCGUUAGCAGCAAAAAACGGCAGGACCGCUUUGGUUCUAAGGCUUUUGGAUUCCGGCGCUGAUGUCAUGGGAUCCGGUGGAAAGUGUCCUUUGAUCUUGGCAGCAGCUGAAGGUCAUGCUGACGUCGUGGAGAUGCUUUUACAGCAAGGUGCUGAUCCAGAUGCGAUAGAUGCUGACGGUGUAUCACCAUUAGGCUGGGCGUGUCUUCGGUCAAGAAUACCCACUGUGGUCGUGCUGUUGGAUCGAGGGGCAACUAUUGAUCAACCAGAUGGCAACGGAAGAACUCCACUGGGUCUCGCCUGUGGUGGGUCAGCUGAACUGGUGGAAAUACUCCUGGAACGAGGAGCUUCGUUGGAAAGAGUUGACCACAGCGGUCUGCGGCCUUUGGACCGGGCUAUAGGACAAAGGAAUUUACAAGUAGUCAACUGCUUCCUGCGGAAGGGAGCAAAGUUAGGACCGACAACGUGGGUGAUGGCGUCUGGGAAACCGGAGUUUAUGCUAAUUCUACUAAACAAACUACUGGAAGACGGCAAUAUGCUGUACCGUAAGAACCGGCCGUCCGAAGCGGCCCACCGUUACCAGUACGCCUUGAAGAAAGUCAACCCGCUGAUCAGCGAUGAAGGAUUGACUACGGCCACCACGCAACCAGUUCCGCAGGAGCACGUGUCAGCUUUUGUGCAGCUGAAGACUAAUUUGCUACUCAACUUGUCGAGGUGCAAGAGGAAAUUGAAUGAACCAUCUGAAGCACUAGAUUUGGCAGCUCGAGCAUCGGUCUUGCGACCCAACGCGUUCGAAUGCGCAUACGCUAUGGCACGAGCUAUAUUAGCGUUAAACAAACCCUCUGAAGCAUUACCGCAUGCUAGGAGAGCGUUGCUGCUAGCUCCACCUACCGAUUUAUCUGCGGUAAGAACGCUGAAAGCACUGCAACAAGAAAUAUUAACUAGGAUCAACGCAGGAACCCAUAGUCUCAACGGGGAUACCAGAUCAUUGAGGAAUUUUGAUACUAUUAGUCUGAAUAUGCCUUGAAGAAAAAAACUACUAUUAUAUAAAACGAUCGCUUUAUUCAAUAUGUAUAUCAAAUAUGUAUAUUAUUUUUGUUUUAUCAGUAUUGAAGGAUUUCAGAAUUUUCCUUUGAAGAUAUUUAGUUUCGUGUUUAUUUCGUUUUGAAUGGACAAUUUAUAGAUUAUUUUUUUUUUAAACUAACGUAAAAUUAAUAGCACGAUUUUAAUGUUAUAAAUAAUUAAAAAAGUAGUAAAAUUGAAUAACCUUUUUUUUUAAAUUAAAAUUGCGCAUACGACCAUCGUACUUUUUUUUUUUUUUUUUUUAUUGCUAAGAUGUGUGGACGAGCUCACAGCCCACCUGGUGUUAAGUGGUUCUGGAGCCCAUAGACAUCCACAACGUAAACGCGCCACCCACCUUGAGAUACAAGUUCUGAGGUCUCAAGUAUAGUUACAACGGCUGCCCCACCCUUCAAACCGAAACGCAUUAUUGCUUCACGGCAGAAAUAGGCAGGGUGGUGGUACCCACCCGCGCGGACUCACAAGAGGUCCUACCACCAGUAAAACUUACAGUACUUAGUAAAAAGAUAAAUAUUUUUAAUUUCAAGACUGUGUGCUUCAUGAGUUCUGUCCUGUGUAACGCUCGUCCAUCAUUAACGAUAUUAAAAAUGAAAUUUCUAAGUGAUUUUCGUGUACAAAUUCAUUAUUGCGUAACAAAAAAAAAUUACAAAAAAUAAUCUGUUAAUAUAAAAUAUUGUUGAUAACAUGAUAUGUAAAUAUUAUGUGACAAUGUACAGUGUCUUUUCUAUAAUAUGUAUUUUAUCCACAGAUUAAGAAUCUAUAGAUUCAAUUCUCGAAUAAAUAUAUACUUUUUUGUAUAGAUACUUACUUGCCAAUUUAAUUAUUAUUUUUCAAAGCCCAAAAGUUUUAUUUACUUUUUCUACGCGUAAUUUUAAUUUUUAAUAUGGCAACUAUUUUUUUCAGCGGCCAUGUUUUUUUUUUGUUUUUCGUUUUUAAGUUUGAGUUAAACUCAUAGGCCCUUUGAGUACGUACUUGCUUUUAUAUUUAUUUAUUGUUUAUUAAAUCUGACAAUGUAAAGCUAUUGUGGUCUGUUUGUUUGCUUGUAUUGAAAUUAUAUUAUGACUACAUAUCUUAGAGUGAUGUAUGAAUAGUUAGGUAUAUAAUAUUUAUUUUGAAUUGGUUUUAUUGUGACAUAACGAUGUUUUAAGUAUAAAAUCUGUUCUAUUGGCUUUUCUAAGUAAUUGUACUUCAUUCUAAAUUGAAAGUAACACAAAUAUUUAUUUACUCUCUCGUUUAUUCGACAAUCAAGCACAUUUCUCGGAUUUUAUUUUCUUACUGGGAUAAGAAAUAAAAUAGAGUAAUACUGUGUACUGGUUGAAAUUUAAUAUUUAAGACUGAACGAAAAAAGUUUAUUAAAUUGUGACAUUUGUGAAAUGCAUUUUAAAGAAUUACGAUAAUUUCGUAUUUUUAAGUAUGAUAAAUUUACUAUGGGUGUUAUGUAUCGUAGUAAUUAUUAUAUUAAAUUUUUUUUUCAUAUG
Messenger RNA from Bombyx mori (domestic silkworm), 6455 nucleotides. It is a transcript of the gene rols, whose product is annotated as protein TANC2. Bases 302 to 4924 code for a protein of 1540 amino acids. NCBI's taxonomy places the organism in Eukaryota, Metazoa, Arthropoda, Insecta, Lepidoptera, Bombycidae. The transcript has 17 exons. The record is from RefSeq and is a predicted model, not a curated record. Gene Ontology annotation, molecular function: protein binding.